Messenger RNA from Poecile atricapillus (Black-capped chickadee), 741 nucleotides. It is a transcript of the gene STMND1, whose product is annotated as stathmin domain containing 1. The record is from RefSeq and is a predicted model, not a curated record. NCBI's taxonomy places the organism in Eukaryota, Metazoa, Chordata, Aves, Passeriformes, Paridae.
AUGGGCUACAAUAUUUCUAUCCAGGCUGCAGUGGCACAGCUGCCUUCUGAGGGGCUACAGAAUAACCAUGGAGUCAAAAGCCAGGUGGUGACCUCUUCCGCACGGACUCCGUCUGAAAUAAGCAGCAAUUCCAUAAGCACAGACACAGUGCUCAACAAUGAGUUCAUCAGUAAAUCAUCACUCUUAGAGGAAACAGAGAGGCAAAAAUCUGUUCUUGAGAAGCUGAGGAUGCAGGGAAUAAUCAAGAGUCAAAGUACCACUGCCAGAACUGUAGAAGCAUAUGAGAACAAGAGAAAUGCCCUGGGAAAGACACUGCAAAAACCCCCAGCUAGGCUGGAAAAAAAUCAGUUUGGAAAUGAGGAAGUGGAUGAUUUUACAAUGAAGGACAUGAAGCCUUCUGCUGAAGCAAAGAAACAGGUUAGGGAAGAGGAACUGAGCAAAACGCCACAACACAGCACAUAAUUUUUUCUCCCAGAAACUGCUCACCAAACCACAGGGAAACACACUGAAAAGGACUGCCCAGGUUUUGAAAGUCAAGGAGGUACAGACCCUCAGCCCUCACCUUUAGAUGCUGAGCCAGGGCUGCUGCUGAAGAAAAUAACUGCAGUAGACACCACAAACAAUUAUACUGAGGAGGACACUGUCACUGAGUCUAUAACUUACACCUGCAUCAAUGAAUCAAUCUGGGUCUGUCUUGCAAAUAUGAAGAGCUCCUCUGUUCCCUGCAAAUGUCUUUUUUGA